Biomphalaria glabrata is the source of this 6439-nucleotide messenger RNA. RefSeq names its product nuclear pore complex protein Nup205-like. Gene Ontology annotation, molecular function: structural constituent of nuclear pore. The transcript has 41 exons. Gene Ontology annotation, biological process: nuclear pore organization. Gene Ontology annotation, cellular component: nuclear pore; nuclear pore inner ring. The record is from RefSeq and is a predicted model, not a curated record. The coding region runs from base 71 to 6127 and encodes 2018 amino acids. Lineage: Eukaryota; Metazoa; Mollusca; Gastropoda; Planorbidae.
UGGGCUCCAUGAAAUUUUGUUUCGCUUUCAAAAGUUGUUCUCUUGGGCAAAGUUUUUAAGAUUAUUCGAAAUGGCGGAUCCUGGCAUGGCGGUCAAUUCAGCUGCCCGUGUAUGGGCCCCAUUUCGGGAGCUUAAUGACAUAGUGGAAUCAGCAGUGACUCGACGACAGCCAGGAGCAUUACAUGACCUGGAAGUUGCACUCCGCAAACAUAAACCAGAUUUUAUCGGUCUCUUAAAGAAACCUGGUAAAAACACUGCUCAUCGUGAACUGGUCAGAAAGUCCAAUGUGGAGGGUAUUCCUGUUCUCGGGGAACAGAGGAGACAGACUUUCUCCCAGCAGUUCAUUGCAGAAACUUUUAUCCUGAGUGACCUUUUUGAACUCAAUGAACUAGCAGCAGUUGAACUGUUGAUGGCAGGGGAGCAGCAGCUUCCCAACUAUCCUGGACUGACUAGAGGCCUGGUGGCAGUUCUCCUAUAUUAUGACGGUCAGAGAAGCUUAGUGACUGCCCUGAGAGCGCUGGCUCAAGCAAGAGAAGGGCGGACAUGGACGGUGGGGGUAACACAGGAGAUGCAGUCAGUUAUUGAUGUUUUCAUCACUGAGCUGUUACAAGCUGGACUUGUUGGUACAAUAUUGAAUGCCAUUAAGUCCAUGGAUCUUGUGAAAGAGCUUGACAGACUUCAGAAAGACAGAGCACUUGGUCCACCCAAACAUAGGAAACAGGUCACAGAUCUGUAUGUUGAAGUACGACAAACACUUGGAGACAUACUGUUCUGUUUAGCCUGCCAGCGACCUUUGAACAUGAUUGAUACCCAACGGCUCAUUGCACAUCUACGUCAGGAAAAAUCGCUCCAGGCAAAUGAAACAUUGGACUCUGUGACCCUGAGUCUUCUUAUGACUCUGUGGUAUUGUUUUGAUGUCAGUUUGUUACAGAGAGAAGAUUCUGAAGAAGUUCUGUCCAAGCUUCCAGUGUUUAGUCAACCAGAUUACAUGCAAGCAAUACACAAAGAAUUGGUGAGUGACACCACUUGGGAGAUGCCAGGGUUGAAGGCUGCGGCCCAGUUCAGUUGGGCCAUCCUUCUUCGUCAAACAUCACAGUUUAAUGUUGCCAGUGGAGGACCAAACGGAGGUAGUGAUUUUUUUGAAGAUGAUGAACGUCUGGUAGAUGUUGCCAUGAAUGCGAACCUGUUCUCAUUUUUGAGCCUGUCCCUGGUCUCCUGUUCAAACUUUCAUUCUGAGGAGUUCUACUUGAGAAGGCUGCAUGGACUUAUUUCAGAUUUCAUUUACCAAAUGCCAUUAAAGACCAAGGAGCUUCGUAACCGUGGUGAUGAGAUAAGCCGCAUUAUUUUAGCCCAUCAGGCAGAAGGUUUGGAACCACCUCAACAGAGGAGAGAUCUGCAAGAAUUCAUGACUUUGAUUGGAGACAUCUACAUGAAGGACCCACUCAAUCUUCAGUUAGCUCUAGAGUACUGGUGUCCACAGGAGGCUGGGGCAGGAGAUGUUACCACUGUUUACAGACUUGACCCCAAGCAGAUUGCAUUGUUUAAGUUUGUUCGUGUCUCUGGAGAUCUUCUUCCGGCUCCUCUGUAUCUGCCAUACAUUCACAUGCUGACUGGACUGGCUACAGGCCCUCAAUGUGCACACCACUGUUUCAAUCUGUUGAGGGUCAAUGGUGGUCAGGCUAACCCUGUAUCCUGGGACCACAUCUUUGGUUCACUGCACCAGUACUACACCAGUCUGAGGCAAGAGGUCUUCGCAAAGACUGACAUAGUGGGAGUCCCUCAUCGCCUGGCUUCACCCCGAUGUAUGACACCACAAGAACUGGAGGCUGUCUGCGCUGUGCUGAAGCUGACAAAACACAUUGCAAAUUUGAAUGAAACUUGCAGGUCAGCAUUUUGUGAAAACCAGCAGUGGUCUGUGGUCAUGGUCCUCUUUGGCUUGCUGACUUGCAGUGUGAACAUCCAACUGAAGGGAGAACUGUUAAGUACAUUGGCUUCCAUAGCCCAGACUCCAGUCUUUGCUGCCACCAUUUGGCAGAUAUUGGAAUCAUCCCAGAUUCUACAGACUCUACCCACAUCUCGGGAUCAGUCAACUGGGAUCAAGGUUGAAUUAGAAGAGGUUGAAAGCCGCCACGAGGAGUUUCCUUUGUCCAGAGGUUUCUUAGAGCUGAUGACUUCACUCACUCAGUUCCCUGUCCCCAUGGGACUUGGCGCAGGGACUCGAUCACCUGGGUUUGAUCCUUACCUGGAUUUCAUUCUCAACUCUUUGCUUCUUAAAUACAAUGCAAGGGCUUACAAAAUGGCAGAAGAAAAGUGGAAGGUGGUGUCUGGUUGUCUGAGAGUCCUUGUGAAGCUCCUGUCCGACUAUGAACUGAACAAUGAAGACCUGCUUCCUGACACUGUUGAUGUCCCAGGUCUGGGAGUUGUACCUGCCAGCAAACAGCCUGGCUUCACUCUGUUGUGUCUGCUGCUCACAGACUCCCCACUCUUUAAAACUGUUCAACUUAUCUUAGAGGAGGCCCUUCGUCAAUUUGAACAGUUUGUUUCUUUCCCUGGUAAAGACUAUUUAGAGGAGGUGUCUCUCCUGUGUCUACAGCUACUAGAAGAAGCAGCUGAUAGACAAGAAUCUCUGGAGAAGAGAAUUAGAGAGACAGCAUCUCCGCUCCUGGUGUCCAGUUUAGAGAGACUUCUUCUGGCCAUCAAUCCUAGAACAAAGAAAGCAGACUACUUGAUCAACAUUACAAAGUUUGUUAUCUUCAACACAUUCCUUCCCAAACAUACCCUGUCAGCCGUGAGGAUCCUGUGUCAUGUUUGCGCUGAGUUCUCCUCCCAAUCUGACAUUGUGAACCUUUUUACAGCGGAUAAAAGAGUCAGUGCUGAGCUGCUUCAUGGCUUUGUCGAAUGCUUAGACUCCAGCACUGUUGAAAUCAAGCAAGAAAGAAAUUUUUUCCUCUUGACAGAAGAAGAGAGAUCAGAACUGAAAGAGCCCCCAAUACAAAACUCUAUCUGUGAACAUAUCAUACAGCUAAUGUUGAUGUCCUUGGAUCAAGCUGCCCCAAAUCUAGCUCAUUGGCUUCUGGGAUUUCAGCUACAGAAGCCCGUGGUUAAGACCACAUUACAAGAUCCUGGUGUGUUGGACUCUCCCAAGACCUGCUUACAUUCCAUCCUGACCUUACUAGAACAAGGUCUUGGCUCCAGAGAAGGUCCGACCUGCCUACUAGAUAGACCAAGACUAGCCGAGCUUGGAUUCCACCUGAUAUAUGCCUUGUGUGCCAAUAAGGACACGUCAUCUCCCACGCUGAGAUAUUUGAGGACAACUCAUGAUUUCUUGUUCCGACAGCUGCAUCACUUGCCCUUGGAUAGUAACAAAUUGGAAAUCAGUGUCUCAGAUCAUCAAGCCUGGCUGUUGAAGACAAUCGCCCUGGAACUUAGAAUGACAUCCGUCAACAGACAACGUUCUCACACUCAGAGAUUAGUUCAACUUUUGUUAGGAGAUGAAGAGCAAGAGAUUUGUAGCAGCGUACACCCUGGAGAAGACAGUGAGUUAGGAGUUGCGGAAAGAGAAUCUUUGCUGUCAGUCACACAUACCAUCACAUCAUUGAACACAGGGAAACAAUUCAGACAAAGGCUUUUAGGAAUUCUGGACACGAUUUCAUUUGAGCAGAGCUACCCGAGCCCACUUCAUGUAAAUUUCUUUGACAAGGCUCAGAUAGAGGCACUGGUCAGGAGUCUGGAGACCAGGGCUAGAGAUGGAGUGACCUACUGUGAUGUUAGAGCUUUGAGACAAGUCUUACUGACAGAACUGGCCAAUCAACAAGGUCCAAUGGUAGCUGGACAGAGGCCUCACAUAAUGGAGGAGAUUCAAAUGGUGUUGGAGACAGUUGUAGCUCACAAUGAAGUCAGAGAGGCUCUGCAGAGAAAGAAGAGAGCAUUUGAAUCCUGGCGACAAGUUGUGGAGGUUCUUCUAACGUCUGUACCUCAGGACUUGCUCAGUGGGGAGCGCCGUCAAGCCUUGUUGAUUGACUUAUUGCAAGAACUAUUACUGAAGGUUACUGGGGAUGAUGUCAGCUUUGAAGCAUCAUCUCUUGUCUCAGACGUCCUCCUGACACUCAUGGCUAACCUCAGACACUGCUUCCUGCCUUCGUCCAACAUCCCAGACAGCUCCUCUCAUCCCUUCUGGAUGAGCUCAAACGCAGGCUCAAGAAGUAGUGUCUCAACAUCCUUGCAGAUUGUUCUGAGGGGCAUCAUUGAUUAUAUACAGAAAUCUAGUGGAGGCACUCAGAAAGUUCGAGUCAACUUGUAUGGAGCUCUGUUAUACUGUCUGCAGAUAGCUCAGAAACCUCAAGCGGUGCAAGACACCUAUGCUGCUGGCUCAGUAGGAAUGGAAAAACUGUUGGUGAGAGACGAUUCAGACUAUGAGAAAUUAGCCACAGAAUACAUGGAUACCAUCACGUCCUACGGCAGCAGCUUCAUGGAAACUUUGAGCCGCGAUGCCUGCGAUGGACAUCAUGUUGGGCGAAUGUUAUCUCUGUCUGUGCUUGACACUAUCAUAUCCAUGGAUCACCAGCACACCUGGCUCAGCUUCCUGUGUGGUCGUGGAUAUCUACAACACUUAGUGGACUCUGUGGCAUCAGAAGAUGAUGGUCAGCUGCUGGCUAUACUUUCACCUCAUCCGGCCAAUCUCAGAGCACUCUACAUUUUUCAGUCGAAAAUGGCGUUACUGACCAGAGUAGCAGAAAUGCCUGACGGUGCUCGUACAUUGUUACAUGGUGGAGCCUUGGAGAAACUAGCUUCCUGUUCAGUGCUGAGUCUUCGCCCAGAAGUGGAUGACUAUUUACAACACAUUGAUGAUGAGGAUGAUGAUCUAAUACCCAGCCCUCUAGCUAGAUAUCGCUUGUUGCUGUUGGCUGUCCUACGUUUCUGUCUAGCCUUGUUGACCUCACUAGGUGGUGAAAACAAGGAAGCUGCCACGCAGGUGAUGCUGUUGAUUAUCUCCCAUGGGGACAUCUUUACCUCCAUCUUGAGAAGUAGGAAGCCAACUUUGAGUGAAGCUUUUCUUUUAGAACUUAGUCUUACAACAGCUGUCAUCGCCAGGGCUAACUAUCACAGAGAACUUGGAGCAGAUUUAUUAGAGCAUGACACUGCCAAUAUGGAGUUUAAAUCUCUCCGCAUGAAGCUGCAGGAUCAGAUGCUUGCCCUGUUACCUCACUAUGUGACACCAGAGACAGUUGCCAAGCAACUGAAGAGUCGUGUCACCUCCCCCAACAGUGCCAGUUCUCACACAGAGGAUGAUAAUGCGGCUCGUAUUCUCCACCUUUACCAAGAAGUGGCCUGCAACUUGACAGCAUAUUGUCGCAGCCUUAUUGCUGAUAUAGGCAACAGCAGUAUGAACCAACACUUAGUAUUUGGUCCUAGUCUAGAGGAAGUCAGUCUUAGAGAAGGAAGUAAAUUAGAUGACAUGUCAGUGACACUUGGCGUCGGCCGGAGGCUUGGACUAGGUGUGAUAGUCUUGUUGCUGCAGCAGUCUGCUCGUCACUUCAACGUAGUCUACGACUCCUAUCAUCAGCUGACCUACAAACUGAAAAAAUUACCAGAGUUGACAGCAGAGGAUCUGAAGCAGCUAUGUGGUGACCUGUCCAUUGAGAAGUUGUCCUCUCAACAGCGGCAGGACUUGGCCAAGUCUCGUCUUGUCCAGCUUGUCUCCCAGAAAUCACAGCACCUUCAGCACUAUGUUUAUAUUGUAGAAAAUUGUUUGUAUAUAAUUUGGCGCCAUCUGGAGUUUUUCCUGGUUCACUGCAUUCCUGCUGACCAGUCUUCAAUGUCCACUCCUAGUUUCUUAAGGCACAGAACAGGCAUCAGAAAAUUAACAGGUGUCUCUGAUUCAAUGCUGGAUGACAGUGUGACUGGAGGAAGUCCAGUGGUGGGUCCAGGACUAAGUCAGGUGGCACUAGGAGUCUCACGUACCAAUAUAGAGCAGCUUAGAAGUGCAGCUCCCACAAUACUGAAUGACACUUUCUUUAAGAGAGUGCAGAAUGUUGACCAGGUCUAUGGCCAACACAGAACACAUUACAGUUUCUCUGAGGCAAUUACCAGGAGAAUUAAACGCGUUUUAAAACUUCACACAUUAUAGCCUGUCAUUAGCUUGUUGAAUUACAUUGGUCAUUGAUGGAACUAUGUAGCAGGACAGCUGAUUCAAGUCUAUUUUAAUCCAAGUGCAUCCAGACUUGAUGCCAGUCAAAUAUGUGUCUUAAGUCAAGUCUCAUAGAAACAUGCACCAAUCUGUAUAGUAUGUUUUAAAGUUGUAAGUCUGAAUGAAGAGAACCUGUUUCAAGUGUGUCUGUGUUUCAGGUGUACCUGUGAAUAUGUUACUUUGUAAAUGUUUGGAAUGUGAUUUUGUGAACUUCAUUUUUUUAAUUCAAUUAAACUUUAUGAACUCUAACAA